UUUCUAUUUCUGCCCCUAGGUUCCAGAAAAUGACAGAAAGAGAAAGACAGGAGAUGAACUACGGUUCAAGUUCUAAACUGGAAGCCACUUCUCAUAAGAUCAAAAAGACAGGUUCUGAAGACACAUUCGGCAGACCAAGCACUGACACCCCGAACUUCCUUGCAAUGUGGACCAACUGCUUGAAUUCAACACAGUCCAAAAUGCAUGAGGAAUUUAUUGGCCGAGCGGAACACGAGGGCAGUGGACCAGCAGAACUUUAUCCCCACCUCAAAGAAGAAAAUGUUGGGGAAUCUGUAGAUAACACAUCGCCGAAGAACUCAACAAAUAAACUCUAGAUGUCAUCGUUGUCAACGAAGAGGGAGGAGGAGGAGAAGAAGAAGAAGAA
Molecule: messenger RNA, 385 nt
Organism: Octopus sinensis (East Asian common octopus)
Lineage: Eukaryota; Metazoa; Mollusca; Cephalopoda; Octopoda; Octopodidae
Product: integrator complex subunit 13-like
Exons: 3
Coding region: 30-335 (101 amino acids)
Source: RefSeq, a predicted model, not a curated record